CGCCCCCCUUAUGCUCCGGGACUGGACGGGAGAGUUGGGUUACGGGGGGAAGGAUCGCUGUGAGGAAAAACUGCGGUUGGGGCCUGUUCUCUCUCUUAUCUCUAGCGACCGGUUACCUGGAAUGCACAUGUGUCCUUUUAAAAAGGGCUGAAAAUUGACACAGUCUGUUUCUCCAUCUCAUGCAAUGGCUACAGGACUAAAAAAUGUGGGCAAUGCUUUUGGUGGCCCAGCUUCCUCUAAAACCUUCCAGACCACCCCUGUUGUAGUAGACGACGAUGAUGACGUGGUCUUCAUUGAACCUGUGCAGGUGCCUCCGAAUGCAGCAGCCACAACUCCAAGAAGUGCCGGAUUUUCAUCAACGGCAAAAGAAAAUAACAGGACAGACUUGAAAUCGCACUCUUCCAGCAAGGAUUUAGAGACUAGCAAAGGAGCAAUAAGUGAGACAAUCAUCAUUGAUGAUGAGGAAGAACCUGAGCCCACUCGUGUCCAUGACAAAAAUGCUUCCACUUAUGCCAGUCGCAGACUUAUGGACUCCAACAGACCUAUCGGUGUGGAUUAUCCAUCUUCAUCCAACUUCUCAAGAAACAAGCCAAAUGCCGGCCUAAUCAGUUCUGGUAUUACUACUGAGCCUGACUCUGAAAUACAGAUAGCAAAUGUCACCACUUUAGAUUCUGGAUUGAACUCUGUAAGCGAUGGACACCAUCACACUACAGAGAGUAGAGAUAUGAAUCUGAUGAUCACACAUGUUACAUCCCUGCAGAAUCCUGGUAUGGGAGACGUAUCUAAUGGAUUGCAGUCAGCUAAUUUUAGUGGCCAUAUACCGACUUUUCCACCUCCACUUACCUCACAGACCAAGUCUACAACAGGACCUUAUAAUCCAGGAAGAAUUAGCGUCGGUGGUGAUGUCUUUCAAAAUGGUGAAUCUACGACACAUCAUACUUCUGAUGCCUGGAUAUCGCAAUCUGCAUCAUUUCCUCGAAAUCAGCAGCCUGGUGUCGAUACCAUGUCGCCAGUGGCCUCCCUUCCUAAACAAGUCUUGCAACCUCCCCCACCACAGCAGCCUUCCAAAGCUGUCAAAGUCACUUGUGCAAACUGCAAGAAGCCGCUUCAGAAAGGGCAGACGGCAUAUCAGCGGAAAGGAUCCACUCAUUUGUUCUGUUCCACUACUUGCUUAUCAUCCUUUACACAGAAACCGGCUCCAAAGAAGCUCUGCACUAUGUGCAAAAAAGAUAUAACAACAAUGAAAGGUACAAUUGUUGCCCAAGUAGAUUCAAGUGAAUCUUUCCAGGAAUUCUGCAGUACCUACUGCCUAUCACUGUACGAGGACAAGCAGAACUCUGCCAAAAAUCAAAACAAGUCAAGGUGUACAAUUUGCGGCAAAUUAACCGAGAUUCGUCAUGAGGUCAGCUUUAAAAACAUGACCCACAAGCUGUGCAGCGACCAUUGCUUCAAUCGCUACAGGAUGGCCAACGGCUUGAUCAUGAAUUGCUGUGAGCAUUGCGGUGAAUACCUGCCAAGCAAAGGAGCUGGAGACAAUAUACUCAUGGUUGAUGGCCAGUGGAAGAGGUUCUGCAGUCCAGCCUGCCUCAAUGAAUUUAAGCUGAAACAUGGGAAGCUAACCAGCUGCACCGGAUGCAAAGCCCAAUGCAGAAUAUUCGACAUGACUCAGUGCAUUGGAUCAAACGGACACAUGGAGCCAUACUGUUCAACAACGUGCAUGAAUGCUCACAAAGCAAAAUUUGCAAAGCCGCCGCCGCCUCCUCCUCCACCACCUCCACCUCCACCAGUUCAGACCAUCAUACCCACCCAGAAUCCGGGAAUAAUUUGUCAUUUUUGUAAAAGAAACUCCUUACCUCAGUACCAAGCCACCAUGCCUGAUGGAAAACUGUAUAACUUCUGUAGCUCUGGAUGUGUAGCUAAGUUCCAGACUCUCAGCAUGCAGUCUUCUACUAAUGGCCAGCAUGUCAGCAGUGACGUUCAGUUGAAAUGUAAUUACUGUAAAAACAUGUUUUCCUCUAAACCAGUAACACUGGAGUGGGAGAAAAAAGUCCACCAGUUCUGCAGCACGAUCUGCUGCGAGGACUAUAAAAAGCUGCACUGCAUCGUUACCUUCUGUGAAUACUGUCAGGAAGAGAAAACCUUGCACGAUGUCGUGAAAUUUUCUGGUGUCAAGAAACCAUUUUGCAGUGAAGGUUGUAAGCUACUAUACAAACAGGACUUUGCAAAGCGGCUGGGAUUGAAAUGUGUGACCUGCCACUACUGCUUUCAGAUGUGCAAAAGAGGAGCGACUAAAGAGUUUGAUGGCAAAGUUAGAGAUUUCUGCACAGAGGAUUGCAGUAGAAAGUUUCAUGACUGGUAUUACAAGGCAGCAAGAUGUGACUGCUGUAGAACUCAAGGGACUCUUAAGGAGAAAGUACAGUGGCGAGGCUCUAUAAAGAACUUCUGUGACCAGCAGUGCUUACUGCGUUUUUACAGCCAGCAAAAUGAGCCCAAUAUGGCUACCCAGAGGGGCCCAGAGAACAUGUUUAUUGAUCAAGGAGUUCAAGCUUCACGGCCAAGAGUUACGGGUCCAAAUUCUACCUGUUCUCCUGCAGCACCCAAAGACAUGAAGAAUAAGGCUGUGCUGUGCAAGCCAUUGUCAAUGACAAAGGCCACCUUCUGUAAACCUCAUAUGCAGACCAAGUCUUGCCAGACAGAGGAAGACUCCAAUACAAAGUAUGUUCCAGUGCCUAUUCCUGUCCCUGUAUAUAUACCGGUGCCUAUGAAUCUCUACAGUCAAAAAGUACCGGCUACAACUCCAUUACCUUUUCCAGUACCAGUCCCAUUUUUGGUGCCAGCUGAUUGGGACAAAAUUAAAGAACUAAAUGAAGAGCUGUGCCCUAAAGAUGUAGAACUAAAUCUAGAAGAUGAUUUAAAGGCCGAACCAGUUAAAGAGGAAGAAAUGGAUGAUUCCAUAUUACUGAUAGAAGAUACUCAGGAAGACGAGAAGAUGGAUGAACACCUACUGGACUGUGAGGUGUUAAAGGAAGAAGAGUGGCAUGACAUAGAUAAAGAAGAACAAACUCGAGAGAAAGAUUCACUGAAAGACGAAGGAGAUUCGCUGAAAGACGAGGGAGAUUCGCUGAAAGACGAGGGUGAUUCGCUGAAAGACGAAGGAGAAGGAGAUUCGCUGAAAGACGAGGGUGAUUCGUUGAAAGGAGAAGGAGAUUCGCUGAAAGACGAGGGUGAUUCGCUGAAAGACGAGGGUGAUUCGCUGAAAGACGAAGGAGAAUCGCUGAAAGACGAGGGUGAUUCGCUGAAAGACGAAGGAGAAGGAGAUUCGCUGAAAGACGAGGGUGAUUCGCUGAAAGACGAAGGAGAAGGAGAUUCGCUGAAAGACGAAGGAGAUUCGCUGAAAGACGAGGGUGAUUCGCUGAAAGACGAGGGUGAUUCGCUCGAAGCUGAUGUCAAAGAGGCAUUUACAGAGGUUUUAGAUCUUAGUCCAUUGCAGUCAGUGGAAUCUAUUGUGCUGGACACAACUGUUGCUGAAGAUAAGGCAGAUUGUGUCACAGAUGAAGGCAGUGUAGAUAAAGAUGCUUCUACAAACUGCGCUGCAGAGAGUCCACCGGGCCUGCCAGAUUUGCCAUAUGAAGCAGAACUUGAUCUUGAAAUUGACUUCCCAAGAGCUGCUGAGGAAUUUGAUACAGAAAGCGAGUUUUUCUUGCCUCCUGUAUUUGAAGAGGAGUAUGAUGAUCAGCUCAAACCUAAACCAUUGAAAAAGGGUGCAAAAAGGAAAGCGGUUUCUGACAUCUUCUCUAAUGAAAACUCUGAGUCAUUGUUUCCACUGAAGUAUUCCUAUGGCAUCAAUGCUUGGAAGCAGUGGGUAAAAGCACGAUUAGCUGCAGAUGAGCUGACAGAAUAUAAAUCAGUGAGGUUAAAAGAAGACCUUCUGUUGCUCCCUGCAAGUGUUCUCAGUUAUUGGCUGUCAUGUUUUAUCAAGGAGGUGCGAAGACCAAAUGGAGAUAGCUAUGCGCCAGACAGCAUUUAUUAUCUAUGCCUUGGCAUCCAGGAGUUCUUGUCUGCCAGCAGGAAGAAAGAAAAUAUAUUUUAUGAUGAAGAUUAUGAGAUAUUUGGACAGGCCCUCAAUAAUAUUCUUAGAAGUUGGCAGCCAAGUAUUCUACCAGAUGGCUCAAUAUUUUCACGCGUCGAGGAGCCUUAUUUGUGGCUAACAAAUCAGCUUGGAACCCAAUCUGCCAUGUGUCUGCUUUUUACCCUCUUCUACUUUAAUACUAAGUAUUUUAAUUUGAGGACAGUAGAUCAGCACUUAAGACUUUCUUUUGGUAGCGUCUUAAAACAAUGGAAAAGAAAUCCCCUUACGCAAGAGAAACGGGCUUGUCUUCAAUACCAGGGUUCUUCAUUAUUUGAGAGCGACAGUGAAGAUAAAGUUGUCCCUGGGAAAAGGAAACAUGAAGAUGACGAGGCAGUAAUGGAACUGAUUGAAAACACAGCUGACCCAUCACGUUGCCCUGUGAAAAUUUUUGAAUACUAUCUAUCUCAAAGCCCACAGAAUCUCAACCAGAGAUUGGAUGUGUUUUAUUUGACUCCUGACAGCCUCGCUUCUGAUUCCUCUCUGUGGUUCACGUCAACUCCCCUGGGUCGCAACACUUUGGAAAACAUGCUAAUACGGGUUUUACUAGUAAAGGAUAUUUAUGACAAAAACAGUUAUGAACUGGAUGAAGACACAGACUAAAUCUUGUUGCAAGCUAUAAAGUGGUGGCAAGAAUGGAAGUCACGUUAGAUAGACAAGCUGCUGGCGUGAAUAACUGAGAGCGAAGAGUGAAAAACAUUUCACGUUUACUCCACAUGUAUUUUAUGAGUUUUGUAGCAGUGUGCCCGGCCCGGGUAUAACCAUGUAAAUAUUUGUGUGACAUUUUGCCAUUUUCCUUGUAGUGAAUUUUAGGAAGCCUAAAACACAACACAUACAACUCAGAUUUUUUUUUUUAUUAUUUAUUUGAAUUAGGGAUGUUUGUAACUUUUUACAUGAGAUCCGAAUGAGAAUGUGCCAUGUGUAUUUGCUUUAUCUCCAUAUUGCACAAUUCUACUGUCGAAAAGCUUUCUGUAAAAAAAAAAAGAAAAAAAAAAAAGAAAAGGUUUUGCCCAGUUUCUUAAAUUCGCUAGUUAAGUAAAUCAGCUAGAAUUAACAAGAUUUAGAUUAUGCCUUCUCAAAUUUUAACUUCAACUGUAAAGUCAUAGGAACUGUUUUUAUUUUGAGUUUGGGGAUAAUAGAGAAAUCCUAUUGACUGACUUAGAAUGAAAUUCUUGUCUGUACCAAAAACUAGACAAUUUUGAAAAUGUCAAUAUUUGUGUACUGUAACGUGAACUUUUGGUUAAUUUUGUUUCAUUUCUCCCUAUUUUUUUUAUUUUAGCCCCUCCCAAUUAAAAUAUUACCAUGAAUUUUCUUUGUGAUUCUUAUAUUGCCACAUAAAUAAAAUUACUGUCUGCAUUUGAGUAGCUGAAAAAGUUAGGAUGUUCUGUUGGAUACAUUUU
This is a messenger RNA of Bufo bufo (common toad), 5526 nucleotides long. RefSeq names its product zinc finger MYM-type containing 2 (gene ZMYM2). NCBI's taxonomy places the organism in Eukaryota, Metazoa, Chordata, Amphibia, Anura, Bufonidae. Gene Ontology annotation, molecular function: zinc ion binding. The transcript has 25 exons. The record is from RefSeq and is a predicted model, not a curated record. Bases 185 to 4729 code for a protein of 1514 amino acids.